Molecule: messenger RNA, 671 nt
Organism: Corylus avellana
Lineage: Eukaryota; Viridiplantae; Streptophyta; Magnoliopsida; Fagales; Betulaceae
Source: RefSeq, a predicted model, not a curated record
AGAAAAUUGAAAAUUAGGAAAGAAGAGAAGUAUAGGAAAGAAGAAAAGUAUAAAAGUAGAGUGUUGUUUGGCGUUAAAUCGGGAGAGAGCGGCAGCAACAGCAAGCAUGGAUGAAGUUGAAUUUGGACGCCUUCUUGAUCUAUUCCCCAUCGUCCGAUCUCGCGAUUACCAUGUGGAAUCAGAGGCAUCAAGAGAGUCAACCUCUAAGUCAACGCAGAUAGAGGUGAUAAAGGAUUGGCAAGAUGAAUGGGACGAGGGGGAUAAAAGUGAAGUUGAGAUUCAUGGAAAUAGCAAAGAUGAUGCAUUUUGGGUGAAGCUAAAGUUGGCUGCUGAGAGGAAGGUGGGGGCAGCAGAAGCAGAGAGAUUUUGCAAGGCUUUUCAACGAAUUCAUAAAAAACUUGUAUAUGAAGAACUGAGUUUAGAUGCUGCUCGGAGCUUCAUAAAUUCCUCAAAAAAGCUCUGAAGAAUAGUUUCUUGCAUGCUUUCUUCGUUUUCUUGUCUCUUAAGGAGUACAUGAGCGACUUGGUUUGGAAGAGACAUUGUGUAACAUUGAAUUAUGAAAUUAAUUUUAUCAUAGUAAGGCAGUUGCCCUAAUUCCAUCAAAGCUUAAAUGAUUUUUUAUUUUUUUACUUAUUAUGGAUUUAAAUACGAGAACCAUUGGAUUUGUUUAU